Molecule: messenger RNA, 441 nt
Organism: Fraxinus pennsylvanica
Lineage: Eukaryota; Viridiplantae; Streptophyta; Magnoliopsida; Lamiales; Oleaceae
Source: the annotation of a GenBank genome assembly
AUGGAAACUCAGAUACUUAAGCCUCACAGUGAUCUUGAUUUUCCACUGAUGAAUCGCUCGCAAGCUCGACGAUUUCUCGUAGCCGAUGGAAAUAAUCGCUUUCAGUACUCGGAUAUAGAGAUGAUUCCGAUUCAGAAUUCAAGCUACACCAGCCUGAAAGACAUACUUCCGGUGUCGCCAACGUCGACCAGAUCGCCAGUGACAAUCCGGAUGGACAGCUGGAAGGAGAUUCCAAUUAAGAAUCCUUUAGUGAAGCAUGCGGCGUGGGCGUACCUUCAGCCCAUGGCGAUGGCGGUGCUUGAUGACGACGACGGAAGAUUUUUUGUGCGGAAAAUGAUGGACAAGUGCCGAGGAUUGAUUGGGUGCUUUUACGGCGUCGUUUUAUGGUUGUCAAGAGCUUACUUUCCGAGCAACAGCAGAGCCAAAGUACAAAACAAAUGA